AUGGGGUUACCUGCCGUAUGGCACAUUCUUCAACCUUUUCUGAAGGCAAGAGCAUUAGGUAUGAGUAAAUUCAAUUACAAUUCAUAUGGUCGAGAUUUUAGAGAAUAUGAGGAAUUUAAAGUUCGUAUUAAUGGACUUGUUGCAAAGGCACAAAAAGUUGCUGAAGAAGGAUGGGUGAUGCAAGAUGGUACACCAUGCCCUGGAAAUAAUACCAGAGACCAUCCAGAAAUGAUCCAGGUUGGUUGA
This is a messenger RNA of Sphenostylis stenocarpa, 246 nucleotides long. NCBI's taxonomy places the organism in Eukaryota, Viridiplantae, Streptophyta, Magnoliopsida, Fabales, Fabaceae. The record is from the annotation of a GenBank genome assembly.